Solanum pennellii is the source of this 4252-nucleotide messenger RNA. Its product is annotated as sister-chromatid cohesion protein 3. Gene Ontology annotation, molecular function: chromatin binding. The transcript has 22 exons. Gene Ontology annotation, cellular component: cohesin complex; nucleus; chromatin. The coding region runs from base 150 to 2858 and encodes 902 amino acids. Lineage: Eukaryota; Viridiplantae; Streptophyta; Magnoliopsida; Solanales; Solanaceae. The record is from RefSeq and is a predicted model, not a curated record. Gene Ontology annotation, biological process: sister chromatid cohesion.
AUCGUUUCAAUCUCACAAAAAUUGCAACUCCAAGUGUAGGUACUACGCAAUACGAUCCCACAAUUCUCUUCAUUUUCUCACCGUCUCCUUCUUCUGCAUAGUUCUCUCUUCUUUGCUUCAAUUUCUAGGGUUUACAACAACAUCAAUUCAUGGAGGAGGAACCAGUGGUAUUGGAAACAGCGAAUCGUCGUACGAAACGAACGAGAGCUCAAACUAGGGUUAACGAAGAGCAAUUACACAGCAGUGUGAAUGAGGAAGAGAGGGAAGAAUCGUCUGAGGACUUUGAAGACUCUCGUGCUAGACCUAAGCGGAGUAAGGCUUUAGGAGGCACUUCAUCUGCUGCUGCUGCUAGAAAUGCUCAUCAGAGUUUAAUUGAUGUUGUUAAAGGUGAUAGGAGACGAAUUCCUCUAGUGGUCAAGCAUUGGGUGGAACACUAUGAGAAGGAUCCGAAAGCUGCAAUGGCUGGACUAUUGAGCAUGAUGUUUGAGGCAUGUGGAGCAAAAUAUCAUAUUGAAGAAGAUUUCUUGGACCAAACCGAUGUCGAUGAUGUUGUAGUUGCUCUUGUAAACAUGGCUAAGAGGGGUGAAGUUGAGGAUUAUCAAACUUCAAAGAAGAAGGACUUCAAGAACUUCAAAGAUAAUCUCGUCUACUUCUGGGAUACACUGGUUGCUGAAUGUGAAAAUGGACCACUUUUUGAUAGGGUCUUGUUUGACAAGUGCAUGGAUUAUGUGAUUGCGCUAUCAUGCACUCCUCCUAGAGUAUAUCGUCAGGUUGCUUCAUUAAUGGGGCUUCAACUUGUUACAUCCUUUAUACACAUUGCCAAAGUACUUGGUUCACAGCGGGAAACCACACAGAGACAGCUAAAUGCUGAACAGAAGAAGAAAGUGGAUGGGCCUCGAGUUGAAUCACUAAAUAAAAGAUUAUCCAUGACCCAUGAAAAGAUAACAAUAAUAGAGGAGAUGAUGCGGAAGAUAUUUACUGGGCUAUUUAUGCACCGUUAUCGAGAUGUCGAACCUGAUAUCAGAAUGGCAUGCAUACAGUCAUUGGGUGUCUGGAUCCUGUCAUACCCCUCUCUGUUUUUGCAGGAUUUGUAUUUGAAAUAUCUCGGAUGGACAUUGAAUGAUAAAAGUGAUGGUGUAAGGAAGGCAUCAGUUCUUGCACUGCAGAAUCUUUAUGAGGUGGAUGAUAAUGUACCAUCUCUUGGCCUUUUCACGGAGAGAUUUUAUAAAAGGAUGAUCGAGCUUGCUGAUGAUGUUGAUAUUUCUGUGGCAGUAUGUGCUAUAGGACUUGUGAAACAACUGAUAAGACAUCAACGUGUUCCUGAGGAGGAAUUAAGUUCUUUAUAUGAUUUGCUAAUUGAUGAUCCACCUGAAAUCAGGCGUGCCAUUGGAGCUCUAGUGUAUGAUAAUCUGAUUGCCCAGCGAUUGAACAGUUCACAAUCUAGUUCAGGGGAUAAUGCUGAUUCUUCUGAGGUUCAUCUUAACAGACUGUUGCGCAUAUUGGGAGAGUUUUCAAAAGACGAAAUGCUGAGUAUGUAUGUCAUUGAUGAUAUCUGGGAGUAUAUGGACGCCAUGAAAGAUUGGAAACGUAUCCUGUCUAUGCUCUUGGAAGAAGAGCUAUCAGCUGAACUGAGUGAUGCAGACGCAACAAACCUAAUUCGGCUGCUUUUUGCGUCCAUUAGGAAGGCAGUUGGAGAGAAGAUUGUUCCUGCCAGUGAUAAUAAAAAACAAUAUUAUACUAAAGCACAAAAGGACGUGUUUGAAAGUUCUAAGCGUGAUAUAACCAUUGCUAUGAUGAGGAAUUAUCCGCAGCUUCUUCGCAAAUUUAUAUCUGACAAAGCAAAAAUUCCCUAUCUACUUGAAAUCAUUGUUCAUAUGAACCUUGAGCUCUAUUCUCUUAAACGACAAGAUCAGAAUUUUAAAUCUGCGGUACUUCUGAUGAAAGAAGCAUUUUUCAAGCAUGGUGAGAAGGAAGCUCUGAGAUCUUGUGUAAAAGCUCUGAACUUCUGUGCUACUGAGAGUCGUGGGGAGUUACAGGACUUUGCGGUUAACAAAUUGAAGGGGAUUGAAGAUGAGCUCAUUAUGAAACUUAAAUCUGCAAUAAAAGAAGUUGCUGAUGGUGAUGAUGAAUAUACAAUGCUUGUUAACUUGAAAAGGUUGUAUGAACUUCAAUUGUCAAGGCAAAUUUCCACUGAAAGCUUGUAUAAAGAUCUUGCAGAGACUCUGAAGAACUUCAGAAGUAUUGAUGACGAGGUAAUUGGAUUUCUGCUUCUUAACAUGCAUCUGCAUGUUUGCUGGUGCCUACACUCUAUCAUCAACUCUGGCACAGUCCUGGAACAAUCUAUAUCUUCUUUAAUUUCAAAACGCAGUGCCUUGUUUGAACUACUUGAGUCCUUCCUGACUACUAAUUCUCCGGAAGGUCUUCGUGCAAGUCAACUUGCAUGUAGGGUUUGUGUUAUUUUUUCAGAACAGUGGUGUCUGUUCAAGAAAGCAACCUUUGCAUCCACGGAAAUAGAAGCUUUAGGGUACUCUCCUGAUGAAGCCAUUCUUCAAAAGUUCUGGAAGCUUUGUGAACGCCAACUACAUAUUUCAGAUGAGGCUGAAGAAGAAGAUUCUAAUAGGGAAUACAUUGAGGAGACAAAUCGAGAUGCUGUAAUCAUUGCUGUUGGGAAGUUGGUUGCUGUUGAUGCAGUUCCUAAGGAAUAUCUUGCUCCAGAGAUACUAUCUCAUCUUUCAAUGCAUGGGACAAGUGUAUCUGAGGUUAUUAAGCAUUUGCUAACCGUGUUAAGGAAUAAUGGUGCAGAUGUUGCAUGGUUGUUCAUAGAGGCACUAAAAAGGGUGAGCAUCACUACUUGUUAACUGAGAAUUGAGAUGAUUCCUGCUCUAUUUUUGUCACUUGGCAGGUUGGCCUUCCAGUUUCUGGUGAGCGUUUUGAUGAAAUUGCAGAAGAGAAGUCUUACUUCAAAAUUUGAUAAUGAUAUGGUUAAAAUGUUUGGUUGACUGAGUGUAUUAAAAAGGGGAGCCCGGUGCAUGAAGCAUCCCCAUUCACACUGGGUCAGGGGAAGAGCCACACUCAGGUGUGUGUGUGUGUGUAUGUAUGUAAGCAGCCUACCCUGACCCAAGCAUCAGUGACUGGUUCCGCUGCUUGAACCCGUGACGUAUAGGCCCAUGAACGGUACUUAGUAGCACUUUUCUCUGAUGAUGACGAAUCAGCGAGAAAGACUUUUCAUGAAUGUGAAGAUCUCGCCAGUGGGCUUGCCAAGACAUUUGGAAAUACUGCUAGAAACAAGCACCGGUCAGAUCUUCUAAAUAUUGUCACAGGAGGCAUUCAAUAUGCCUUUACUGAUGCUCCAAAGCAUUUAUCUUUCUUGGAUGGUGCUGUGCUGCAUUUCAUAUCUAAACUUCCUCCUUCAGAUAUUAUGAACAUCUUGAAAGAUGUCGAGAAAAGAACUGAAAAUGUUAACACGGAUGAAGAUCCAAGCGGUUGGCGACCCUAUCAUAUAUUUGUAGAUACAGUCCAUGAGAAGUAUGCUAAGUGUGAAGUUUUACAAGAUGAUAAGGAAGCUACAGCUGGGAGACGUCGAGGUCGUCCUACCAAGAAGCAGAACAUACAAGGAAAGAAACUUUUUGACGAGCACAAUUCUAGUGAAGACGAGGAAUCAAUCAGUGGAUCUGACCAAGAGGCAGAUGAAGAAAAACAAGAUGAUGAAGAGGUUCCUCUAAUACAUUCUUUCAAGUCAUCAUCCAAGCUAAGGUCUCUGAAGAUAUCAAGAGAGAGCUGAAGCUAUGUGAGAACUGGUCAUUUUGGUCUCUGUUUAGAGUUUUCCUGUUCCAAAGCAUCAGGUUCUCAAGUCUUAAAAAUCUGCUCUCUAUAUCACGAGCAAACAGGUUCCUCACGAACCAUAGUUUGAGAUGAAAACUUUGUUGAAGUAGACCUUAGGUGCAGCCUUGUGUAUUUAAAAUAGGUCUCGUCUCCAGUCUCUUAUUUUUUUUUCCUUUUCAAAGUAGCUGUAUUUGUGAUUUCUUUUUGGCAGCUUCAACCCAUUUAUGGAUUUGGUAAGUUAUUACUUCUCGGGAUUAUCUUGUGAUUGUGUAACCUUUGGGCUCCUAAUGGCUAGUAAGUUCUGAAUUGCCAAAAUGAAAGUACUAGGAAGAGAUAUACUGAAGAUGGAGACAAUUCAAGUAGGAGUAAUGCAAAACAUUCAAUUACAACUAUUGACAAGCUGCUAUUGAUAUUUACAUAUUAGUUGUAA